This is a messenger RNA of Homarus americanus (American lobster), 1413 nucleotides long. Its product is annotated as homeobox protein MSH-C-like. Gene Ontology annotation, cellular component: nucleus. The record is from RefSeq and is a predicted model, not a curated record. Gene Ontology annotation, biological process: regulation of transcription by RNA polymerase II; embryonic morphogenesis. Gene Ontology annotation, molecular function: RNA polymerase II transcription regulatory region sequence-specific DNA binding; DNA-binding transcription factor activity, RNA polymerase II-specific. The transcript has 3 exons. NCBI's taxonomy places the organism in Eukaryota, Metazoa, Arthropoda, Malacostraca, Decapoda, Nephropidae. The coding region runs from base 56 to 709 and encodes 217 amino acids.
ACCUUCGUGCUGUGAAGACCAGGUCACUCUGUCCCGCUAUCCUCAUACUAUUGAGAUGGAGAAACCCACGCCCGUGACCGAGCAAAAGCCAGCUCAGAGGCCCAAGUUAUCCUUCAGUAUAGACUCCAUCCUGGGACACCGUGAGACCACCGUCAGCCCACCGACGUCAUCCCCUGAGCCUGAGUGUCGCCCAGCUUCCUCGUGCAGCGCCUCCAGCGACGUGUCGUUCGUCAGCCAAGACUCGGACCGCUGCCAAAGUCCUGCAGCAUCGCCCGUGGUGAGGCCCCUCCACCACAUGGGUCCCUCACAGUGGAUCCCCGCCCAUCCUUACUUCCAGUUUACCUCCAUUCAUGGUCCCCCAACCCUGCCCAAGUUGCCCAGCUCCGUGGUCCUGCGUAAACACAAGGCCAACAGGAAGCCCCGCACGCCCUUCACCUCCGACCAGCUCCUCGCCCUGGAGAAGAAGUACCGGGAGAAGCAGUACCUGAGUAUCGCCGAGCGGGCCGAGUUCUCCGCCUCCCUCAACCUGACGGAGACGCAGGUCAAGAUCUGGUUCCAGAACCGUCGAGCUAAAGACAAGAGACUGAAGGAGGCGGAGAUUGAGCGUUUAACACGACCCGUGUACCCAGCCUACGGCGGCCUCCUGCCCCUGGGUGGCCACAUGACCGUGUUGCCCCUACAGCGCCCGCUGGUGCCCCUCCUCGGGUAGUGUGUGAGUGAAGCGCCCUUGAUGUACCUGCAGCAGCUCCGGCUGCGUCGCCAGCCGCCGCCCCGGUGGUCCAGCUUCUCCGUCCUGCCUCUAGUCGCCCACCACACUGGUACUCAUGAUACUGGUGAUGCCUCCAGCCGCGCCCACAACAACCGAACACACCCCUCACAGCCCACGCCCACAACAACCGAACACACCCCUCACAGCCCACGCCCGCACCAGUCAUACCUCUCACCAUCCACACCCCUCGCCUCCGACGCCUUUUACCACCUACGCCCCACCAUUUACGUCCUCACCGGCCACUCCCAGCACCAGCCACGCCCAUAUAGCCCUCACCACUCAAGCUUGCACACUUCACUACCCAUGUCUCUCAGCUCCUACCUAUCACCACUCACUACCCUCACCACCCACCGCCUAGCCUACACCUCACAACACUGACUGCUUCACACAUCAAGAGGAGACAUACACACGGCCAGCACUUACACCCGCACCACACACCCGCGCCGCCCACCUACACCCGCGCCGCCCACCUACACCCGCGCCGCCCACCUACACCCGCGCCGCCCACCUACACCUGGUCUCUACCGCUGGAAGACGGAGACACUGACUGUGAUAAUUUAUAGCAGUAAAUGAAUAUAUAUUAUAUUUGUUACUUUAUAUUAUGUUGAUAAUCUGUUAUUUCUUAAUAAAAUCUUUGGAAAGUA